Messenger RNA from Pestalotiopsis fici W106-1, 1545 nucleotides. RefSeq lists its product as uncharacterized. The record is from RefSeq and is a predicted model, not a curated record. NCBI's taxonomy places the organism in Eukaryota, Fungi, Ascomycota, Sordariomycetes, Amphisphaeriales, Sporocadaceae. Bases 1 to 1545 code for a protein of 514 amino acids. The transcript has a single exon.
AUGGCUUCCUGUCGUGCCCCCAGCUAUUCCUCCGAUAGCUCGGACAGUUCCGACCUACCGGAUCGUCGUCAUGAGGCUCGUGGUCGUACCCGCCGUAGACCAGGGGCUGGCCGGUUUGGUAAGACCAAGGCAGGCAGAAUAUCCAAGCCGUUGCCCAAGACAAAGACUGUGAAAAUCGCUGAGGGACCCAAGGGCAAAGAUACCAAGGGCAAAGGACGUGUCAUCAAGGGCAGGACCCGAGAAGAUAGCCCGCACCCGGGUCAUUUUACUGGCUCGUCUCCGGGUUCAUCUUCCGGUUCGUUUUCCGGUUCAUCUUCCGGUUCGCCUUCCGGCUCGUCUUCUGGUUCGUUCUCUGGAUUUGGUGAUCCUCCUGUAGAGUCUAGGGUGGAUCACCUCGAGCUGCAGCUUCGUCUACAACAGGUUGAGCUGACUGAGCACAAGCGCCUCCUGGCUGAGGUCGACCAGAAGAUUUUGGAUUCUGCGUGUCGCUGCCCUGAUGAAGACAAUGGCUGCAAGUGCAACCAGGACAACGCCGGAGGUGUCGACCGCGCCGAGAUUGAUGAGAUAAAGAGACGACUCAAUCAAACGCAUGUUCUUGCAGAGGACGUCGCGGAUGCCAUAUGGGAUCUUCAUGAUGAUACAAUGGAGGCGUUGGAGGAUAUGCACGGGCGCCUCGACCACACGCAAAGCCUUGCUGAGGAACCCGCCAACGCCGUCCGGGAUCUUCGGGAGAACGGGACUUCAGAGGUUGAAACUUUGCAUCGGCGGAUCGAUGAUCAUGAGGACGACGAAGCUGGACAGUUUCAAGACAUGAUUCAGCGGAUCGAUGAGCUGGAGGGACGUCUUCGCGUCUUGGAGACUGGGCCACCGAGCACGCCAUCUGGUCUGCCAACACCCGCUCCUGGUGAAAGACGCCCUGCGAUUGAUUUUGGUCUCGGUGGAGGUCUGCGACCAGGCCACGGUCCAGAAAACCCCAUUCGCUCUCCGAUUGCCUCUGACUCCCGUGGACCUUCGGUACCUAGCAGCGGGGGACCCCCUCCGAUUGCCUCUGAUUUUGGUUGGUGUGGAGUUGGACGUCUAGGACGUCUGGGACGAGGCGACGGUCCACCUCGCAUCGUCUCUCGUCCCCGUAGACCUUCGGUACCUAGCAGCGGGACACCUCGUCCGAUCGCCUCUGGUUCACAUGGUCCUUUCGUACCGGAGGUUUGGCCCAGCAUAUGUGGAGGUCUGCGACCCCCUCCGAGCGCCUCUGGUUCACAUGGUCCUUCCGUACCGGAGGCUGGCCCCAACAUGCCUGGUGGGCCCGUGGUUCCCGAUGCCGGUCCGACCAGGCCGACUUGCCCUUGCGAACCCUGUGACUGUGUACAGGAGACUCUGCCUGAGCCACCUUCAAAUGAUAAGCCCCCGAGCAUCAAAUCGUCGUCUGGUAAGGCUAACUCAAGUGACGGAUCAACUUCAGGUGAAAGCUCUUCCUCCAGCGAAGAGGAUGACACUUCAGAUAUGGAUUAUCUUGAUCACUCAGACAGCGGUAUGUCGGGAGCAUAG